GGCGGCGUGGCUGGGUGUUGGAGCCUCGACGAUCUCGGCGUCCUGGCAGACGUACCGGGGACCUGGGGAGCGGCCGAUCGGGAGCCUCCCUCCUCGGUCAGCGCGGGCGGCCUAGCGUAGCCGCUCGGAGGCCUGGCGCCCGCGGGAGGAGACCCCGAAGCCUUAUCCGCGACAUGGGCCGCAGAAAGUCCAAGCGGAAGCCGCCCCCCAAGAAGAAGAUGACGGGGACCCUGGAGACUCAGUUCACCUGCCCCUUCUGCAACCACGAGAAGUCUUGUGAUGUGAAAAUGGACCGAGCCCGCAACACCGGAGUCAUCUCCUGCACCGUGUGCUUGGAGGAAUUCCAGACGCCCAUCACCUAUCUGUCAGAGCCCGUGGAUGUCUACAGUGAUUGGAUAGACGCCUGCGAGGCAGCCAAUCAGUAGCGAGGAGGAGGACCCACCCCCUGGCAACCUGUUCCCCGCCCCCGCCUGGGUUCAGCGCCAGAGACAUUGGGGGGCCAGGGUGUGGGUCCAGGACUGUCAGUCUGCCUUGUGUGUGUGUGUGUGUGUGUGUGUGUGUGUGUGUGUGUGUGUGCGUGCGCGCGCGCGCGCGCGCGCGCGCGCUUGCUUGCUUGCUCGCGUGCGUGUCUGUCAUAUGAGUCGUGUGACUGGGAGACAGGGCGUGAAGUUGAGGCGUCCCUGUGUUCGGCCGGCCUGAGCUGCCUCUAUGGACACGACUCUGACGUGCCGGGUUCUCCAGGGGCCUGAGUUGGUGGGGGGAGCCUCCCCCCAAGUUCCUAGGCCUUGUGACUGGGACCUCUGUGCUCCACCCUGGUUUCCAUCAGGCCCCGGCCAGGCACGGAGAAAGGGGUACGGGGGCGUUGGAGUUGCUUUUACGGGAGUGGCAGGGGUCGAGCGCUGUGUGGUUUGACUUGCAAUAAAGCACCAAUGGGA
Molecule: messenger RNA, 935 nt
Organism: Sorex araneus (European shrew)
Lineage: Eukaryota; Metazoa; Chordata; Mammalia; Eulipotyphla; Soricidae
Gene: ELOF1
Product: elongation factor 1
Exons: 4
Coding region: 174-425 (83 amino acids)
Biological process (GO): transcription elongation by RNA polymerase II
Cellular component (GO): transcription elongation factor complex
Molecular function (GO): RNA polymerase II complex binding
Source: RefSeq, a predicted model, not a curated record